AUGCCUUUUGUUGACUAUUAUAGCCUUAUAACCUGGAAGACCAUCGCCAUCUGCAUAUUUGGGACUGAGGCAGUUUCAGCCAAGUUUGUUAUGAAGACAGAUGAUGAUGUAUUUGCUCGCGUAGAUGAAAUCUUGGCUUCUUUAGAUAGGAUCAAUGUGAAUAGUGGUCGUCUACUAUAUGGUCUCAUAAAUUUAGAUUCCUGCCCUCACCGAAAUCCAGAUAGCAAGUGGUAUAUUAGUUCUGAGGAAUGGCCUGAAGAUACCUAUCCUCCUUGGGCACAUGGUCGAGAAGAAGAAGCACAAAAAUGGCGACCUAAAGAUCUUCAAGCUCGAAGAUGUUGCUAUGGGAAUCUGGAUUUGGGAUAUGAAGAAGAGUGGCUUGGAAGUUAG
Molecule: messenger RNA, 390 nt
Organism: Fraxinus pennsylvanica
Lineage: Eukaryota; Viridiplantae; Streptophyta; Magnoliopsida; Lamiales; Oleaceae
Source: the annotation of a GenBank genome assembly